GCGUGUGACAAUGUGUCUACACAGUCGAUACGCUUAUCUAUCAGGUGACCAAACAUGUCAGCUAUGUAUUAUUGAAUAUCGAGCAUGAGUUAACCUUUAAUUUAAGAUGUGGUGUUUAAGUUUCACCCUGAUUGUCCACACGCUGGUCAUCGUUCUGGUAGCCGGACAUCAGUUACUGUAUGUGAAGGAGAAGGUGUCACUUGUCCAAACAGCUGUGAAUGAAGGGGAGUCUGUGCUCGUGACAUUAGCCAGUCAGGCAGGACUGGACGGCAUACUGACCAAACCAGGUAACCUCACACUGUUCGGGCCUACUGAUGACGCCUUCUUUGAGCUUCCCAUGGAAAUACGACAAGCUUUGGAGGAUGAUAACCAGACCAGGAUUGCGUUCCUCAAGUACCACAUAGUCAACCAGACUAUACACAAGUCUCAGCUAAAAAACGAGGCUACCUUCAACACUCUCUAUGGACAGCCAAUCCGCAUCAACUUCUACCACAACAAUACAGUGGCGACAGCAUCUGGGCGUCCUAUCGACCUCGGCAGGGUUGAUCUGAAUGCAACAAACGGUGUGUUGAACGUCCUGGAUGGGGUGAUGCUUCCACCAACGGGAACAAUGGCGGACGGAUGUCGCCAGGCGCAGCCUCUCCAAACACUCACCACACUCUUCAUAGAGUCCAGUGUCAUCAAGGAUGUCAGUACACUGGGGCCUCUCACUCUAUUCGCCCCAACCAAUGAAGCCUUCGCCAAACUUCCAAAAGGAGCCAUUGACGGACUUCUGAAGAAUACAACGGCACUCAAAGAGUUGAUGUAUUACCAUGUAGUAUUAAACACCUACUUCAGGGCUGGCAUGGAGACUGGAUCACUGAAAACGCUCAACGGCAACUCAGUCAACCUCACCGUGUCUCUGGAUGGUGUGAAGGUAAACGGUGCUAAUGUGAUAUCUGUUGAUGAGACUGUCUCUAACGGAGUCAUCCACAUGCUUGACACGGUCCUAACACCACCUUAAUGCUGGAUGAUCGAUCGUUUUCCUCGAAGCCCUUGAGUUGAAGUACGGGUGAUAAUGGCCCAUGUCUAUCCUUAACAUUCGUAGAGACAAGGGGAUUUUAAUUUACAGUCAGGUGAAUAUUGUGUAAUGUCCUGAUCUGUUCUAAUGUGCCAAACCAAUAUUAACUAAAAACUGUUUAUGGAUUACAUCGUUAAGAGGGUCGUGUAGAAGUUAUUGGAGUGCUAUAAGUUGAAAGUGCCAUUCCACAUGAGACGUGCAUGACAAUCAAUAAAGGGAGCAUCAUUGGAUAAUAAGGAUCAAAAUAGCAUUAAGAUGAUGGCCACUGAUAUGAUAAACAUAUCAAUGGAUGGUAAAAACAAGACGAUAUUUUGCUUUAUAUUGCGCUACUGAUAGUCAUCGAUACCUCUAAAUAUGUUCAUUAAAAAGAAUUUAUGAAAAUGUUA
This is a messenger RNA of Pecten maximus, 1446 nucleotides long. RefSeq names its product transforming growth factor-beta-induced protein ig-h3-like. NCBI's taxonomy places the organism in Eukaryota, Metazoa, Mollusca, Bivalvia, Pectinida, Pectinidae. The transcript is spliced from 6 exons. The coding region runs from base 107 to 1003 and encodes 298 amino acids. Gene Ontology annotation, biological process: cell adhesion; extracellular matrix organization. The record is from RefSeq and is a predicted model, not a curated record. Gene Ontology annotation, molecular function: cell adhesion molecule binding. Gene Ontology annotation, cellular component: extracellular matrix.